UACCUGACCCGCGUGGACUAAUCAGCGCCAGCCUCGCCGAGGCUUUGUCUCGGAGCGGGGCGCGGGCCUUCUCCCGCCUCCCCGCGGGCGCACGCGCGCCCCGCCCUGCCCGCCUUCCCUCCCGCGCCCGCCCUCUCCUUUCUCCCUCUCAGAACCUUCCUGCCGCCGCGUUCGGAUCUCGCUGCUCCAGCCUCCGGGGCACGUCCCAUUCUAGCGGCCUGUGAGCGGCAGCAGCAGAGAAAAAAGAUUACCCCCCCCAUUUUCUUGCCCCCCACACACUUUUGAGGCGAACAAAAAUUUUUAAUUUGAACCAUGAGGGAAAUCGUGCACAUCCAGGCGGGCCAGUGUGGCAACCAGAUCGGUGCCAAGUUCUGGGAGGUGAUCAGCGAUGAACAUGGCAUCGACCCCACCGGCACCUACCACGGGGACAGCGACCUGCAGCUGGAUCGCAUCUCCGUGUAUUACAAUGAAGCCACAGGUGGAAAAUAUGUUCCUCGUGCUAUCUUGGUGGAUCUAGAACCAGGCACCAUGGACUCUGUUCGCUCAGGUCCUUUUGGCCAGAUCUUCAGGCCAGACAACUUUGUUUUUGGUCAGUCUGGGGCAGGCAACAACUGGGCCAAGGGCCACUAUACAGAGGGGGCCGAGCUGGUGGACUCGGUCCUGGACGUGGUGCGGAAGGAGGCUGAGAGCUGCGACUGCCUGCAGGGCUUCCAGCUGACGCACUCGCUGGGCGGCGGCACCGGCUCGGGCAUGGGCACGCUGCUCAUCAGCAAGAUCCGCGAGGAGUACCCUGACCGCAUCAUGAACACCUUCAGCGUGAUGCCCUCGCCCAAGGUGUCCGACACGGUGGUGGAGCCCUACAACGCCACGCUCUCGGUGCACCAGCUGGUGGAGAACACGGACGAGACCUACUGCAUCGACAACGAGGCGCUCUACGACAUCUGCUUCCGCACGCUCAAGCUGACCACGCCCACCUACGGCGACCUCAACCACCUGGUGUCGGCCACCAUGAGCGGCGUCACCACCUGCCUGCGCUUCCCGGGCCAGCUCAACGCCGACCUGCGCAAGCUGGCGGUGAACAUGGUGCCCUUCCCGCGCCUGCACUUCUUCAUGCCCGGCUUCGCGCCGCUCACCAGCCGCGGCAGCCAGCAGUACCGCGCGCUCACCGUGCCCGAGCUCACGCAGCAGAUGUUCGAC
This is a messenger RNA of Miniopterus natalensis, 1197 nucleotides long. RefSeq names its product tubulin beta class I (gene TUBB). Gene Ontology annotation, biological process: microtubule-based process. Gene Ontology annotation, molecular function: structural constituent of cytoskeleton; GTP binding; GTPase activity. Lineage: Eukaryota; Metazoa; Chordata; Mammalia; Chiroptera; Miniopteridae. Gene Ontology annotation, cellular component: microtubule. The record is from RefSeq and is a predicted model, not a curated record.